Trachymyrmex septentrionalis is the source of this 4185-nucleotide messenger RNA. RefSeq names its product protein lethal(2)essential for life-like. The transcript has 3 exons. The coding region runs from base 3481 to 4074 and encodes 197 amino acids. The record is from RefSeq and is a predicted model, not a curated record. NCBI's taxonomy places the organism in Eukaryota, Metazoa, Arthropoda, Insecta, Hymenoptera, Formicidae. Gene Ontology annotation, biological process: protein refolding; response to heat. Gene Ontology annotation, molecular function: protein folding chaperone.
UACACAUAUAUAUCUAAGCUUUCUCUUUUUUUUUUGGUGACGUGCACGUCAUUUUUCAUUAUUGUUUUAUGCUGUCGCUUAUUACCUUUUCAGUGACAUACCUUUCCCCAAUAAGGGUAAGCCAUUACAAUUCAAAUUAUAUAAUCCGGUGAAUCGCCUUCAUCGAUUGUAGUGCAUUGCUGCUAAAAUUAUCUUCGCGCGAAGCUAACGACGCAAAAACUGAUUAAACUAUAACCUAUCUUUCGUGCAAAUAAAUAUCAUGCUCACGCGAUCAUCGCGGUCGAAAUUAUUAAAUCCCAAAAAGAAACUCAAGAGUGCCAUAACGGCUCGAUGAAAAUCUAUGUCGCGCAAAGCUAACACCGGUGUUAAUCAUAGCUUAAUUCCUUAUGCAUAUUAAACGAGAAAGAAGCAAAUCGAAGGAAACUUAUUCUAAGAAAAACACGUAUAAUCCAAUAUCCUAAAAUAAUACGCGUGUAGGCGUAGCCCGUAUUAAAAAUGCGCUCUUAGCACUCUCCGUGUUUUCUAAAAACAUUUGGUAACUCUUAUAGAUUUAAUAUUCCUCCGUGGGGUCAAAGUGAUUUACUUUAAGCUUGUAAAUAUGAUUUUUAACUCGCGACAAGUAAAGUGUGUCUUCGAUAUUUGUAGCGAUUUCUGAAUAUACCGACAUUCAAUUUUCAUCACGACUAAUCGAAGACGCGGUUUCUAUUUCGGUCGAUUUCUCUAUUUCUAGUGGUUUGCUCAGCGAAGUACGGCCGGAGCGAGAAAAGCUUUAGAGAAACUCUUGAUUGAAGCCCCUUUUGAUGUGAUACAAUGACUGGAUGAUUUUAAGUUUUUUAAAUAGUUAUAAUACAGAGGAUUAUUUAUAACGAAAUUAUGCGUUUCGAUACACUUUUAGAAUUUCCGUCUUUAAAUACGAUUGUCUAAAGUAACAGGCUGAUAAGCAAAGUGCAUUAGAUAGCCUACUAUUACGCCACUCCACGAUUUCGACGGAGACAGCGUUCAAACGUCAUACAAAGACAGGCUCGAUGAUAAAUCGACGAUUUACUUGAAUAGUCAGACGGCGUCGUUUCCACAGAGAAAUUCGAUCGUAUCAAAUCUGUUUUGUUUUUUUUUACACCGUCCGUUGUCAGCCCCAAAUUCGGUUCGUAAGGCGCUACGUCUCGCGGCAAUCGAGGGAUGACGAACCGAUGAGAAUUCCGAUCGUAUAGAUCAUAGUUUCACAAAGUAGCAAGAAUGUUCGAAAUGCCGUCGCGAGGAAGAACGGCGGAGUCGAUUUCCAAAAAUCCCUGUAUUCAAAGUCGAUGUAUUCUUGGAGAGGAUAGUCAGUGAAACGUCACGUGACAUUGUAGGAGAGCACCUCCUCCUCAUCGCGGCUAUUUAAGAUGAACCCGCGAUUCGCGCCGAAUCAGAAGUCGACUCGGAUGAUACCGGAAUCGUCUGGUGAUCUACGAGUAAUUAAUCGAAGUCCACGUUCCACAUAAAGUACGCUAUUCCCGCGUUGUGAAUUUUUUGUGUGAACUCCGGGAUUUCUCCGGUCGGGAGUGGAAUCUUUGCGUCCUCAUUUAUAGCUUAUUAAUAUCUUACCUUAAAUGGGCUUUCAGUACAAGUUUUUAGCUAUAAGGAGAUUGUAAUGUAUCGAUAAUCUUAAGAUUACUUAAUAGUAAUUAUUUGCCUUAUCAAGCAUCGUUUUUUGGAUCUAGACCCAAAUGUAUGCUUAUUAGUACGAAAUAUUUUGUGCGAUUCUAUAUAUUCGAGCAAGAUUGAUUUGAGAUAAUCUUAAGUUAACGGUCCUUAUGUCCUCGCACCCACCUAUCCAACGACAAGAGCGGUCAUUGAAAACGCGUGCCCUUAAUUCUGGAAGAAGGGAAGAGUAAGGAAUUUAACCGCGAGUCAUUUGCGAUAUCCGGAUCUUUAAUAGUCGUAUUGCAUUUGGUAAAUCGCGCGUUUCGAACGCGUAUGAGGUACAAGGCUUUACAGUUGCGGUGGGCGUGUGAUUCUAAACUAGUCCCUGCGCUAUCUGAUUGAUCCUGCGCUAUCGUUGUUCCAUCGCCUAAGUUGGUCGAUACUCAAUUUCCGACGGUCUGUCGGCCCAAGAUUGAGCUUUCACUUAAACUCUCUGCUUGAUCUUAUGCGAACGGACUAGCUUCUUACGGUUCCGCGCUGCUGCUUAUAACUUACGACUAGUCUUAACUUUAUUAUCGUGUUUUCGUUAUCUUUUCGAGUGUUGAGUCGUGAAACCGAUUUGUAUAUACGAGCUAUCAGUAAUCUCUCCGAUAUCUAUGUCGCGCAAAUGCUACUUUGCGUUGUUCGUCCACCUUGUGGAAUUAUACGAAUUAAAUGACGUUAUUUGAAUCUUUGAAUCUGCUUACGCGAAAUUUCUCUAUCGUCCCGCAAGGGAAGUUGUAAUUACAAUUGUGUUCAAAAUCGCCUCAUCUACAUUACGUGAUUCAAAAUUAAGAUCCGCGUUAAGAUCUAUUUUUUUUUAUAUACAGAUUUACCCAGUCUGUCGAAUGGAAGAAUUCAAGUGUGAGUGAAAAAGAGCUUCUCGCUUAUAUUAGAUUUUAACGAAGGGGAGUUUUUAAACCUACAGCACGGUGUGAAUUCACAGUGUGAAUUAAUGGAUUUUCGAUUGACGCAUUUUUAUGUUGUCCUAAAAACUAUUGAUUAAUCGAUAUAUUUAGGUAGACGAUUUACCACUUAGACUUUGUGUAAGCAACUCUUGACGAGUCAAGAAGAUGUGCAAUAUUUGAUGUGUGCUUAUUGUAACCUUUUAUUAAUGCGUAUUUUGUCGGCGAAAACUCAUCCACUCCGGAAUGGAUGACUUAGAUUUUGGUAAGCCUUUUGUAAUUGUAAUGUAUUUGUCGUAGAGUCAAGUGGUAAGCUGUUAUUCGAGGGGUUCUUGCGUGUAUAAGUGCAUGUACGUUAAUCUCUCGGAUUCGAGAAAUUAAUUAUACGCUUAACGUAAUGAUAAUCAUGAUAAUAUCAUCCGAUUAAUAAUACUAACGAGAGAACGAGUAUCUCCUUAUUCAGUCUAGCUUACAAUAGAACUUAGAGUUAAUUUAUGUAGAUGUAAGUUGCGAUUACUAUUCGAUAACGAUAAAGUUGUUUCGCUCUUGCUUCAGUUUUCAUUCACUCUCGUUUUCAGCCAUCUAUAUGUUGUUUUUCAUACCUCGAAGAUUUUCUUUUCUCCUUUUUUUUUUUGGAUUUUUUGGUUCUUUUUUUUCUUUGUUUUCCUGCAGCUUGUGCUUGUUGCCGACAAGUAUCAACGUUCUAUCAAGAUUGUUGAUGAGCUGAUAAGCUCCCGUCAUUUAUUAUAGAGACUUCAAUUUCACAUGUAUCUAAAUAUACGUGUUACACGUGUAUAAUUAAUAUAUCCGUGGUUCAAUCUGUGUAAUUUUUAGUAUAUGGGUACACGGACAGUGAAAUACACGAGUACACGGGUAUCUUUAAUACACGUUCAAAACCAUCCUUACUUUAUAGAUGUCCAUUGUGCCCCUUGUUUUCCGCAAUUGGUGGGACGACUUCGAUCGUCCCGUUUCACGGCUAUUGGACCAGCACUUUGGCAUCGGCCUCCAUCGAGAUGAUCUCAUCUCGAGCCUCUCCGGACUUGGCCUCGAUCGGCCGUCCGUACGCUUCGGGAAUAGAUACUAUCGACCAUGGGGAAACGUGACGCGUCAAAACUCGAGCGGGACCAGUACGAUCCAGUUGGACAAUGAUAAUUUUCAGGUGAUACUGGACGUGCAACAAUUCUCACCGGACGAGAUCACGGUGAAGACGAUUGACAAUCACGUCGUUGUUGAGGCCAAGCAUGAGGAGAAGCAGGACGAGCACGGCUACAUCAGCAGACACUUCGUACGCAGAUACGUCCUGCCUCCGUCUCACGACCUCGUCAACAUCACCUCGACCCUCUCUUUGGAUGGUGUACUAACUGUCACGGCGCCCAAAAAGAACGUGACGCCGGCUGGCACGGAAAGAGUCAUCAGCGUUAUUCAAACGGGAAUACCAGCUGCCAAGCCGGUUCCCGUCGAAACAACUGCUACUACUACUACUACGACCGCCACUACCACCAACUGAAUUAUUGUCCGAAACUUUCAUUCCGACAUUCACUUCAUUCGUUUACUUUCUCGGUUCUAGUAAUGGUAAAACAAUUUUGUAGUAUGACACAAUUGUGCCACAUCUAAUAAU